CAAACAGCACCAACAAUGGCCGACGAGCAACUAGACAGAGCGCUUGACCUCCUCCGCCGCUUGAACCCCCGUGACACGAAACGUAAUGUUCAAGCUAUAUCGACACUAGUCCCCGAUCUCACGGAGGACCUGCUCACCUCCGUUGACCAGCCCUUCGAGGUCCGGACCUGCCGCAAGACCAAACGCGACUACCUCCUCUGCGACUACAAUCGGGAUGGCGACAGUUACCGAUCUCCCUGGAGUAAUGAGUUUGAUCCGCCUCUUGAGGAUGGAGCGGGCCCUAGUGAACGCGUGAGGAAGCUGGAGGUCGCGGCUAAUGAGGCCUUUGAUGUUUAUCGGGAGCUGUAUUAUGAGGGCGGGGUUGGGAGUGUGUAUUUUUGGGAUUUGGAUGAUGGGUUUGCGGGGGCUAUUCUAAUGAAGAAGUCCGUGACGCCCGGCGCCAAAAGUUCCGGUGUAUGGGAUAGCAUUCACGUUUUCGAGGCUACUGACCGCGCGCGCAUGUCCCAUUACAAAUUGACCAGUACCAUCAUGUUGCAUCUUGCUACCGAGAAUAGUAAUCUGGGGGAGAUGGAUUUGAGCGGCAACCUGACUCGACAGGUCGAGGUGGACUUGCCGGUUGAGUCUGAUGCAAGCCAUAUUCCAAACAUUGGCAAGCUAGUGGAGGAUAUGGAGUUGAAGAUGAGGAAUCAGCUGCAGGAGGUCUAUUUUGGAAAAGCCAAAGAUAUAGUGGGCGAGCUCCGAAGUCUUGGCACCUUGUCUGAGGCGAAUAGAGACAGAGCCACCCAGCGGGAAAUGAUAAUGUCGAUGCAAAGGUAGCUGGGAGGAUAAAUAGUUAUACGGGACAGCUGGACUUGUAACUUGCAUUAUCGUGUUCCAUGAACAUUUCUUUUAUCCAUUGCCUCUAGGCAGUUGUAUGUUCGUUGUCUUUAAGCUCAGUCAAUACCAGAUGAUACUAGAC
Messenger RNA from Monascus purpureus, 958 nucleotides. NCBI's taxonomy places the organism in Eukaryota, Fungi, Ascomycota, Eurotiomycetes, Eurotiales, Aspergillaceae. The record is from the annotation of a GenBank genome assembly.